This is a messenger RNA of Ornithodoros turicata, 3366 nucleotides long. RefSeq names its product mucin-19-like. The transcript has 2 exons. Lineage: Eukaryota; Metazoa; Arthropoda; Arachnida; Ixodida; Argasidae. The record is from RefSeq and is a predicted model, not a curated record. The coding region runs from base 79 to 3186 and encodes 1035 amino acids.
GUCCACGUGUAAUGACCUUACGAGAGAAUAUAAGUGGGGCCACAAAAGGCCACUUAGCAACAACGACAUUCAGACACCAUGAAGAUCCUGGUUGUUCUCCCCCACCUUGCCGUGCUCAUGGCUGUGGCAAUGGCGUACCCUGCUGCUCUCACAGGAGGUGGCGGAGCUCUUGGCCUCGGCGGCGGCAGUGACCUGGCUGGUGGCGUAACUGGCGGCCUAACCAGCGGGGUAACAAGUGGCGUAGCUGGGGGACUAACCAGUGGCCUAACCGGCGGGUUAACUAGCGGCGUAACUGGUGGACUAACAGGACCUGGGGGCUUAACUAGUGGUGUGACUGGAGCUGGGGGUCUAACUGGUGGCCUAACAGGAACAAGUGGUUUAACCGGUGGCCUCACCAGCGGCGUAACUGGCGGCCUAACCAGCGGGGUAACAAGUGGCGUAACUGGGGGACUAACCAGUGGCCUAACCGGCGGGCUAACUGGCGGCGUAACUGGUGGACUAACAGGACCUGGGGGCUUAACUAGUGGUCUGACUGGAGCUGGGGGUCUAACUGGUGGCAUAACAGGAACAAGUGAUCUAACCGGUGGCCUCACCAGCGGCGUAACUGGUGGGCUAACCAGUGGGGUAACCGGUUGCUUAAGCGGUGAUCCAAAUUGUGUUCUAUCGGGAACUGGGGGCUUAACUAGUGGCCUGACGGGAGCUGGUGGCUUAACUAGUGGCCUCACUAGCGGCGUAACUGGUGGACUAACAGGACCUGGGGGCUUAACUAGUGGUCUGACUGGAGCUGGGGGUCUAACUGGUGGCCUAACAGGAACAAGUGGUCUAACCGGUGGCCUCACCAGCGGUGUAACUGGUGGGCUAACCAGUGGGGUAACCGGUUGCUUAAGCGGUGAUCCAAAUUGUGUUCUAUCGGGAACUGGGGGCUUAACUAGUGGCCUGGCGGGAGCUGGUGGCUUAACUAGUGUCCUCACUAGCGGUGUAACUGGUGGUCUAACCAGUGGGGUAACCGGUUGCUUAAGUGGUGAUCCAAAUUGCGUUCUGUCGGGAACUGGGGGCUUAACUAGUGGCCUGACGGGAGCUGGUGGCUUAACUAGUGGCGUCACUAGCGGCGUAACUGGUGGUUUAACCAGUCGGGUAACUGGUUGCUUAAGUGGUGAUCCAAAUUGCCUUCUGUCGGGAACUGGGGGCUUAACUAGUGGCCUGACAGGAGCUGGUGGCUUAACUAGUGGCCUCACUAGCGGCGCAACUGGUGGUCUAACCAGUGGGGUAACUGGUUGCUUAAGUGGUGAUCCAAAUUGCGUUCUGUCGGGAACUGGGGGCUUAACUUCUGGCUUGACAGGAGCUGGUGGCUUAACUAGUGGCCUCACUAGCAGCGUAGCUGGUGGUCUAACCAGUGGGGUAACCGGUUGCUUAAGUGAUGAUCCAAAUUGUGUUCCGUCGGGAACUGGGGGCUUAACUAGUGGCCUGACAGGAGCUGGUGGCUUAACUAGUGGCCUAACAGGAAAAGGCGGUCUAACCAGUGGCCUCACUAGCGGCGUAACUGGUGGGCUAACCAGUGGGGUAACCGGUUGCUUAAGCGGUGAUCCAAAUUGUGUUCUAUCGGGAACUGGGGGUUUAACUAGUGGCCUGACGGGAGCUGGUGGCUUAACUAGUGGCCUCACUACCGGCGUAACUGGUGGUCUAACCAGUGGGGUAACCGGUUGCUUAAGCGGUGAUCCAAAUUGUGUUCUAUCGGGAACUGGGGGCUUAACUAGUGGCCUGACGGGAGCUGGUGGCUUAACUAGUGGCCUCACUAGCGGCGUAACUGGUGGUCUAACCAGUGGGGUAACUGGUUGCUUAAGUGGUGAUCCAAAUUGCGUUCUGUCGGGAACUGGGGGCUUAACUAGUGGCCUGACGGGAGCUGGUGGCUUAACUAGUGGCGUCACUAGCGGCGUAACUGGUGGUCUAACCAGUGGGGUAACUGGUUGCUUAAGUGGUGAUCCAAAUUGCGUUCUGUCGGGAACUGGGGGCUUAACUAGUGGCCUGACAGGAGCUGGUGGCUUAACUAGUGGCCUCACUAGCGGCGUAACUGGUGGUCUAACCAGUGGGGUAACUGGUUGCUUAAGUGGUGAUCCAAAUUGCGUUCUGUCGGGAACUGGUGGCUUAACUAGUGGCCUGACAGGAGCUGGUGGCUUAACUAGUGGCCUAACAGGAAAAGGCGGUCUAACCAGUGGCCUCACUAGCGGCGUAACUGGUGGGCUAACCAGUGGGGUAACCGGUUGCUUAAGCGGUGAUCCAAAUUGUGUUCUAUCGGGAACUGGGGGUUUAACUAGUGGCCUGACGGGAGCUGGUGGCUUAACUAGUGGCCUCACUAGCGGCGUAACUGGUGGUCUAACCAGUGGGGUAACCGGUUGCUUAAGCGGUGAUCCAAAUUGUGUUCUAUUGGGAACUGGGGGCUUAACUAGUGGCCUGACGGGAGCUGGUGGCUUAACUAGUGGCCUCACUAGCGGUCUAACUAGUGGCCUAACGGGGACUGGAGGAGUAACCGGUGGCUUGCUUACUGGCGUAACUGGUUGCCUAACCGGUGAUGCAACUUGUAUCCUAACAGGGACCGGUGGCCUAACGAGUAGCCUAAGUGGUAACGGCCUAGUCGGCGGCCUCACAGGGAAUGGCCUAACUGGUGUCGUUACUAGUGGUCUUACAGGUACCGGUGGUCUAACCAGUAGCCUAACUGGUAAUAGCCUUGUCGGUGGCCUAACUGGUGGACUCACAGGGGGUGGCCUAACUGGUGGUUUGACCAAUGGUGUAACUGGAGGCGUAACAAGUGGCCUAACUGGUGUCCUUACUAGUGGUCUUACAGGUACCGGUGGUCUAACCAGUAGCCUAACUGGUAAUAGCCUUGUCGGUGGCCUAACUGGUGGACUCACAGGGGGUGGCCUUACUGGUGAUUUGACCAAUGGCGCAACUGGAGGCGUAACAAGUGGCCUAACUGGUGGCCUUACUAGUGGUCUUACAGGUACUGGUGGCCUAACCAGUAGCCUGACUGGUAAUAGCCUUGUGGGUGGCCUAACUGGUGGACUCACAGGGGGUGGCCUAACUGGUGGUUUGACCAAUGGCGUAACUGGAGGCGUAACAAGUGGCCUAACUGGUGGGCUGACCAGCGGCGUAACCGGAGGCCUGUUAGGAGGUGGACUUCUGAAGGGCUAAUGAAGACUGGCAUCAUACUGGGACUGACGGCAGAGAGUGGCACCGGGGGCACUAAACCUUCAAUUGAACUGUGCCACUACCUGUUACUGUGUACUGUUUGUCUAUGCUACCAUCGGGUGCAUAAAAUACAAAUGUUCAACAUCAACUUAGUAAACAGAAUAAAUUGGAAGAAAAUCUGGA